CGCCCCGCCUCUGGCCGCGCCCCGGGUUUCCCGGGCUACGCGGGACCCGCGGGUGGUGUGGGGCUCGCGCGCUUGCGUGUCCCGAGGAGCGUGCCUGAGGUCAGCCCGCGGAGGGCAGGGCCCGGGACUGGGGUCCCGGACCGCGGAGGAACGCUUCGGGCUGGGGUUAGUGAUGGGGCCGCCGACGGGCUGUGGCCCGGCCCCUGCACCGGGGUCUCCCUCACCCUCCAGCCCGCGGCGCCCCGGACGGUCCGGGCGUGUGGGGCGUCCGCGCGGUUGCACCCGUGCAGGGCCGGCCUGCAGCCCUGCGCCCGCCUCGGGGUCCUCGCGGUGCCGCUUGCGAGGGCUGAGAGCGCACGGCACGGCGGGACGCGCCCCCGAACCCGAGCCGCUGUCGCCGCGUGAGACGGGGUCGGUCCGGAUGUGUGGGGGACACGCGGGCGCAGGGCUCCCGGCAGGCUUCGGGGCGCGCGGCGGGAAGUCGGUGCGUUUCCUCGCCGAGCUGGGCGGGCCGGCGGUCUUCGCGCCGGGGCGUCUGCACGACGCAGGACGGACCCCGGAGCCACCCGGGGGUGCACGGCCCGGAGGCUUCCGAGCGCCCUCCCGGAGCCGCGCGGUCUUCCGCACUGUCCGGCCUCACCGCGGCGCCCCGGAGCGCCGCACCUGCUCCCCUGCGCAGCCACCGUCGGUCCGUCUGCCCCCAGGCCUCUGUCUGUCCCCGGGCCUCCAAUCACUUGCCCGCGGACGGGAACCAUGCGGUGUCCGUCUUCUCGCGUCUGGUUUAUGUCACGAUCUCCCAGGAGUGCUUUAUAUAUUCCGGAUAUCAAUGCCUUGUUAGGGAUGUAAUUUUUAGAUAUCUUCUGCCAUUCCAUGGGUUUUCCUCUGUUGUCGCUGUCUUGUGACACACACAGUUUUCAUUGUAUUAAAGUCCCAUCAUAACCUGUUCUUCUUUCGGUCUCCUGUCCCUUAGAUGUCAUAUCCAAAAAGUCACUGCCAAAUCCAGUGUUGUGAAGUUUGCCCGCCAUGGCUUCUUCUCAGAGUUUUACAGUCGUGGCUCUUAGAUUUAGGUCUUUGAUUCACGUACGAUUAGUUUGUAUAUAAGGCUUUAACUUCUUUUGUUUGCAUGGAGCUAUCCAGUUUUCCCAAUGCCAUGUUGGAGCAGUUAGGCCUUUACCGUAUUAAAGCAUUGCUCUUCUUUAUCAACUGUGGGUCGGGGGGCCAUGUGUACGGACAUCCUGUGACUGCCCCAAAGUUCGAGAAUCAGUGAGGCCCCAGGGGGCGCAUCAGAGAUGUAGAGGCCAACCGCAAAGCUUUCUAAGGCCAAGGUAUUUGGAAGGUCUUCACAGAUUUUUGCCACUUGAGUCCUAACAGUGUGUUAGCGCAUCUUAUUAACCCUGAGGACUGUGAGCCUGGUAUGCACAUGUAAAGCCAGUCAGACUGCACAGACGUGACUGGGGGUUCCCUGAUAACCAUCAGGCGUGAGAGGGGUUCCCUAGGUGGGGGAGAAUCUUUUCUGACAGAAUUUUAACUGCAGAAGAGAUGCCAGCCUGUCUACAAGAGAGAGCUCUGGUCCAGUGAGAAAGCAAGGGAAACACGACUAAACAUAUGGACCCCCGUGAAUGGGGAAGCUGUAUGAGGUCCAUUUGUAUGAGCUGGUUUCUCUGCAUUCAUACUUCGGGCAGCUGGGACAGGGGAGGAAGGCCCUUGCUGUGGCCUCACUCAUAUUUGCCCACUGGUUUUGGUCAUGGUGCUACCAUUUUGUCAGUAGACCGGUGGUUUAAUGCAAGUACAGUGGUUAGUGGAGGGAAUUACAGAGUUCCUGGUAGGACCAGAUUGUUAUUUGGCCUAAACCAGAGUUCUCUCUUUAUGGAUCCAAAAAUUAUUAGAUUUCCAAUAUUGUUUUUCCUUUCCUGGGACCAGUUGACAUUGACAUCUCUUGUCAGUUUUUCCAAAUUAUCACUUGGGAGGGCAUCUCUUUGGAGCACAACAGAGUUUUGGGUUGAGAGCAGUGUUUUUGGCAGAAAUAUCAGCGGGGGGUUGACUCCGGCUGCCAGGGAGCCAAGUCUGGAACACCAGGGAACCUUAAUGACAGCCAACCAGCAGAAGUGUGGUGCCUCAUAAGCUCUGGACACAGGGGCCUUUUUCCUCAAGUCCCCCCCCCCAACCAGUGUAGGGCUUGAACUCACAAUCUUGAGAUCAAAACCUGAGCUGAGAUCAGGAGUCAGACCCUUAACUGAUAGAGCCACCAGGCGCCCCCACAGGAGACAUAUUUAAUCUUACCCCAUUGGAGGUAAGGAGGCCUUGAUGCUUCCAGAAUGUUCCAAAGCCCUGAGCCACCCCCAAAGACAUGCCAGCCAUCAGUAUAAAUGUCCACAGGUCAUGAUCCCAGGGUCCUGGGAUCAAGGCCCAUAUCAGGCGC
Lutra lutra (Eurasian river otter) is the source of this 2419-nucleotide messenger RNA. Its product is annotated as translation initiation factor IF-2-like. The transcript is spliced from 2 exons. NCBI's taxonomy places the organism in Eukaryota, Metazoa, Chordata, Mammalia, Carnivora, Mustelidae. Bases 173 to 838 code for a protein of 221 amino acids. The record is from RefSeq and is a predicted model, not a curated record.